GACAACUGCGGCUUCUUGGGGUAUCUUUCCUGUAGAGGCUCUCCGCUGGUACACACGUGGGGAGUUUGAACACAUCGCUAUCUCGCUAAAGAUACAACUCUGAGGAUGACGAGUGAAGACGUGGAGCGUCUGUUGAUCCAGUUUCAGGAUGAAGAAGGGGAGGUGCUGGGCUCCCCGUUUGAUGUGCCUUUAGACAUCACCCCAGAAAAACUACAGCUCGUCUGCAAUGCACUGCUACAAAAGGAUGAGCCAGUGCCACUGGCAUUUUUUGUGCGUGGAGAGGCUGAGGUGGUGUCCAGUCUGGGAUCAUGUGUACAGGCUCUUGGGGUCGAGACAGAGCAGGUUGUGCCGGUGGUUUACCAGCCUCAGGCUGUGUUCAGGGUCCGAGCUGUGGCCCGCUGUACCAGCACACUACAGGGACACACAGAAGCUGUCAUCUCAACGGCUUUCAGCCCAACUGGCAAAUAUAUGGCCAGCGGUUCAGGUGAUACCACAGUGCGUUUUUGGGACUUGAUGACUGAGACGCCCCACCACACUGCCAGAGGACACACACAUUGGGUACUGACCAUCGCCUGGUCACCCGAUGGGAAGAAGCUGGCUUCAGGGUGCAAGAACAGUCAGAUCUGUCUGUGGGAUCCAGUGACGGGUACACAGUUGGGGAAGACUUUGACCGGACACAGCAAGUGGAUCACUUGGCUCAGCUGGGAACCUCUCCACCUUAACCCAGAGUGUCGGUACUUAGCCAGUAGCUCUAAAGACGGUUCAAUACGUGUCUGGGACACGGUGCUGGGACGCUGCGAGAAGAUCCUGACUGGACACACUCAGUCAGUCACCUGUGUGAAGUGGGGAGGAGAUGGACUUCUUUACACUUCAUCCCAGGACAGAACGGUGAAAGUGUGGAGAGCCAAAGAUGGUGUCCAGUGCAGGACUCUGCAGGGUCACGCCCACUGGGUGAACACCCUGGCUCUCAGCACAGACUACGUCCUGCGCACCGGAGCUUUUGAACCCGCAAGCGCAACUAUCAACCCCCAGGACCUCACUGGAUCAUUGGAAGAGCUGAAGGAGAAGGCUUUGGAGAGAUAUAAUAAAGUUAGGGGUUCAGCUCCAGAGCGCUUGGUGUCUGGCUCCGAUGAUUUCACCUUGUUCAUGUGGAACCCUGCAGAGGAAAAGAAGCCUCUGGCCAGGAUGACUGGACACAGCGCUCUGGUCAACGAAGUGCUCUUCUCCCCAGACACCAGGCUCCUCGCCUCUGCCUCAUUCGACAAGUCCAUCAAAAUCUGGGACGGACGCACUGGGAAGUACCUAAUUUCCCUGCGUGGCCAUGUGGGAUCUGUGUAUCAAGUGGCGUGGUCGGCAGACAGCAGGCUGCUGGUCAGUGGUAGCAGCGACAGCACACUUAAAGUUUGGGACAUCAAGACGGGGAAGCUGAACAUGGACCUCCCUGGCCAUGCUGAUGAGGUUUAUGCAGUGGACUGGAGUCCCGAUGGACAAAGAGUGGUCAGUGGCGGGAAAGACAAAUGUCUUAGAAUAUGGAGAAGAUAGCCGCACCGCCGUUCCCCUUCGUAACUUUGGCAGAGGAUUUCACAUCUUCUACUAUCAAGAAGCGAGACAGCCGGAGCAAAGGCAGCUAGGCUGUACCUAAUCCCCCAUUUGGCUUCAUAAAACUGUCAAAAACGGCACUGUGUCAAGGAGCUCUAGCCGAGUCAUGAUGCAGAUGCCCUCUCAAGGUUUGAAACUCUUGUGGGAAUAUUAACACUGUGAAGGUGUUUAGCGGAACGGGAGUUUAAAACUGGAGGGUUUAUAAUCAUCAGAACUUCCAUCCAUCGAGAUCAUUUCCAGUAAUAGCUACAUUGUAAAAUGUAUGUCACUGCACCUCAAAUCAAUUGAAAGGGUUUCCAUCCAUGUGCAUAUUGUUUCGUGCACAUCAUGGGGCCCUGAUAGCCUUUUUUUUUUUUGUGCCACGCCCACAUAUAGAAACCACAAACAACCAAUGAAUUUUAGAAUGCAGAAUAUAAUGAGAUGCAUACAUUGAGAGAUUAAAAUGUAACCUCACUGGAUGAGCUGUAUACUGCAGUUGACAGGUGGAGCAGUGCGGCAGUAGGUGGGAGCGUCUAAUACCUUCCUCUGUGAUGUUAAUGCCGACCCCGCUCGCCCUGCACCUUCAGCCUUUAAUCUCCUGUCCUACGGUCAGCAAAGCCUCAGCCUGCUGAUUUUUUUUUUUUUUUUUUCUAGUUCUGCGGUGAAGCCAAGUGUCACCAGCAAAACUGUUUUAUUUUCUGUAUUCAGCCGGCUUUGUGACUAUUUAAUAUGAAUAAAUAUUUACAUAACAAACU
This is a messenger RNA of Anoplopoma fimbria (sablefish), 2333 nucleotides long. RefSeq names its product notchless homolog 1 (Drosophila) (gene nle1). The record is from RefSeq and is a predicted model, not a curated record. Gene Ontology annotation, molecular function: protein binding. The coding region runs from base 106 to 1542 and encodes 478 amino acids. Gene Ontology annotation, cellular component: nucleolus. The transcript is spliced from 13 exons. NCBI's taxonomy places the organism in Eukaryota, Metazoa, Chordata, Actinopteri, Perciformes, Anoplopomatidae. Gene Ontology annotation, biological process: ribosomal large subunit assembly; Notch signaling pathway.